Symbiodinium sp. CCMP2592 is the source of this 2364-nucleotide messenger RNA. The record is from the annotation of a GenBank genome assembly. NCBI's taxonomy places the organism in Eukaryota, Dinophyceae, Suessiales, Symbiodiniaceae.
AUGAUGACGAAUGCAGGAAGAGAGCUGUGUGUCUUUGUACUCGGAGCGGAGGGAACCCUGGGCCAGGGUGCUUGGGAAGAGAGGAUCCAAGAGACUUGGGGAACAGACCGGACCGUCUUCGUGAGCUUUGGGAAGAGCCCGGAGCCGGAGCCUCUCGAGGUCAGCAAUCGCACUCCCGGCGGCAAUUGCACGCCUUCCUCCGUUCGCCGGCUUCGCCUGGAUCCUAAGUUUUCCGAGCGUCCUUACAGGGCACUGAGCCUUUGGUCAGCACUGCGCGACGAGCUGGAUCACUCUAACAGCUCCUCCUCCUGGCUGGAUAGCUGCUACUGGCUCAUGCACGUGGAUGGACGUGCCUACGUCAAUGUCAAGCGAGUCGCGCAGAGAUUAAGUUGCGUGAGAGGCUUGCACCCAGAAUAUUACGGGCUGGGCCCUAUGAUCGGACAGGCACGGGUUGCUUUGGCAGAUGAGGCUACUGGAUACAUUUUCAGCAGCAGGUUGCUGUUGAGUCUGCAACCUGACUGGGUCCCGAAGUGUGCGGACUACUUGUCGAGUAGCAGCGAUGCCCACGGUUUUGGAUGGAACUGGCCUUCGGGGUUUUACGUGACGCUGUGCUUGUGGCAACAGCUCCGUUUGCUGUUGCAGCGAUUGGGCGACCCUGAGCAGGAGGUGCUGAUGCAAGCACUUCCCCCGCAGCGUCACAGCUCGCCACUUCACCGUCUUCGCAACUUGCAUCCUUCUGGACACUGUGUUCUGCUCGUGGCAGCUAAGACGCCCGCUAGCUUGUUGGAAAUUCACCGGCGUGUGAGGCUUGUAGGCCCGCUGGAGGGUCGGGGCCGCGACAUCGUUCGAAACGAGAUCGGGUGUUCGGUAUUAUCAAUUUUGGAGCCGAUGGCCCUGGCGCCGGCAUGGAGCUACCGCGUUGCGAGAAGUGUAGCUCGGUGUCCGUUGAAGGAGGCGGUCUCCCAAACUGAGCUGGGUCUCUCGGUGCUGAAGCGCGAACUCUUGGAGCCCUCGCGACCGAGAGGACCUGCUGCGGAGAAGCUGCGUGCGGCUCGAGGACGCAAGCUCUGCAUACUGAUGCCCACCACAGAUGCAGCCCCGAAACAGAUAAACAGGGCUGUGGCUGCUGUGGAGACCUGGGCAAAGCCCUACCUCCCUCAAACCUCGCCGGAGCCACACAAGGAGUCUCCAGUGCUGGCGCUUCUUUACAGUCGCCGCCCCCUCUUCCCGGAGUGGGCUAAUGCCACCCUGUCCUUGAGGGGAGAUGUCGACCUUCGGCACCCCAAGUUUAAUGCCCUUCGCUUUAUCUACAUGUGGUUGACUCUUGCGCUGUAUCACUGGUCAGACUGCAUGUUCUUCAUGAAGGCAGACACGGACGCUUACGUGAACGUUCCCAGGCUUUGGGCGACCCUUCGAGCAGUAAACGCAUCAGCAAUGAUCUACGCAGGGCAAGUCACCUUGGCACACGGCCCGGCGUAUGAGAAGUGGACCGAAUUCGCACACGGCCUUGGGUAUGUAUUGAGCCGUGCCGCUCUUCGCAGUGCAGUGCCAGGCCUCAGGCUUUGUAUGAAUCAGCUCUUGGACGUGAAGCUCGAGUCAAUCGAAGAUAUGCUGUUGGGGGCUUGUUUGAAAAGAGCCAAGAUUUAUCCUGUUGAGUUGGGCAAGAUUAUCUUCGAUUUCAAAAUGACCAGCGAGCACGUUGACGGGGUCGUGAAAGAGGCACUGGUAACACACCGGGUAGAAGCGCAGGAGAUGUACUUGCUGCAUGAUGCGGUGACCAAAGUGCCGUCUCGGAAGGGUCCGCGCAGGGCACAACGCUGUCCGGAUCAGCCGCUGGUGGCGUGCGACAUUGGGACGGCGACGUCUGCCUGCGCAGCUUCGAAAAGCGAGGGUCUUGCGCUGCAGCUGCGAGAGAAUUCAAAAAGCCUGGAGAUCGACACGGAAGGCACGAGAGUGCCGCCAAAGGCCCGACAGCCAGAAACGAGGAAAGCCGAGAAGGACUCGGAGCGCUCUGCGAUCGAAGCGCUGCCGGCCGAAUGUGCGGUCUACGAAGGUGCUGAGCCUCAAAGCCGGGCGGCGGCACUCUGGCAGGGCUGCAAGCUGAGGCGCGCGUUUGCAACUCGAGCGGUGCAAGCAAAAAUGCAGCUCAGGCGCGAUCUUUACUGGUUGAUAGUUGAUGUCGAAUCCCGCCAUCCGCCCAAAGUGCAGAUGCAGGACCCCCAUGUGGGGCCUUGGCUGGAUGUGCUCUAUGCUGGCCUGAGCAAGCUGCAAAGCGAGGCUUUGGCCGAGCUGGCUGCCGCUCUCCACGGCCGCCGCCUCCCUCUUGGCAGGCAGGGCGGCAGUGUGCAGGGAGGGCCAAGAUGA